AUGGUCGGAAUUACCGCCGGAAUUGAUAACAGCCGUCGCAGAACGCCUGGAAACCCGAGCAGACAUCCUCCAUUUCCGGCGAGCUUGCAAGACAUGGCGAGCUUCAGCCCCCCUCUCUCUCCUCACCCCAAAAAACAUCUUAUCCCCUCUAUUCCCACACUCAUCGAUAGUAAUCGUACCAAAUUUCUAGUCGCAAAUUCCGUAUUUCUUGUUCGAUCAGCCAUUAAUCCCAAGCUUCAACCUUGGCUAGUCUCCGUUGAGGAGUCAAACCCAGGUAAAUUAUCCGUUAGAUCACCCCUUUCUCGUCUCGUUGCUAAAAGAUUACCUGAAAAAUUUCCCCAUAACUUGGAUUUGUCUCAAUUUCAUGUUUCGGAAUUGGCUAGGUUUCAUACUUAUAAACUAGUUGAUAAGAAUUCCACUGAUAAUAAUAGUGAUGGUGUUGUUAGGUAUUAUAAUCAUCCAACAAAUGGUUUCCCUUUAGAUAAUAGGGUGGUUUUGUUUGUGAACCCGGAUUGCGCAAAAGAUGAUUAUACUGUUGUUGAGUUGUCUAAUGUUACAGCUUUAUUUGUGAAGAGUGUUAUGGAUGGAGCAGCUCAUCAUGUAAGUUCCUGGGGGCGGAAGCUCGAUGAUAUAAUUAGUUUUAAAGGGAAGAUAUACGGUGUUGAUCGAAAAGGUAGGGUGUUGUCCAUGGGCUAUAAGUCGUUGAAGAUGUUGAAAGUUGUGGAGGAACCAUUGUGUGAGGGAUCAGGAAGUGAAAACAAGAAACGUUUGGUUGUAUCUUGUGAUGAGUUGUAUUUAGUUUAUACUGUAUGGGGUUUUAAGAAUACAUUUCCAACGACAUUUAAGGUUUUUAAGUUGAACGAGGAGGAAAAGAAAUGGGAUAAGCUUGAACAAGGUAUAGGUAAUGAUAGGAUAUUGUUUGUUACCUUUGAUGGUUGCUUCUUUGCCCCAGCCAAGGAUUUUCCGCGGUGGAGAGGCAAUUGUAUUGUAUCCCGUAAGAAAUGUUUUCCCCUGUAUUCUAGCAAUCGGGUUGUUAAUAUUGCAAUGUUGAAGGGGGUAAUGGGUAUUGUUGUUUAUCACUUUGAGGGUGGUGAUUGUCGCUAUCUACUUGAGUAUCCGAGCUAUUCCGACUUCUUAUGGCCACCCCCAUGA
This is a messenger RNA of Chenopodium quinoa (quinoa), 1152 nucleotides long. RefSeq names its product F-box protein SKIP23-like. Lineage: Eukaryota; Viridiplantae; Streptophyta; Magnoliopsida; Caryophyllales; Amaranthaceae. The coding region runs from base 1 to 1152 and encodes 383 amino acids. The record is from RefSeq and is a predicted model, not a curated record. The transcript has a single exon.